Molecule: messenger RNA, 1803 nt
Organism: Triticum dicoccoides
Lineage: Eukaryota; Viridiplantae; Streptophyta; Magnoliopsida; Poales; Poaceae
Exons: 7
Coding region: 1314-1724 (136 amino acids)
Source: RefSeq, a predicted model, not a curated record
GUAUUGUUCCCUCAUCCUUGCUGUAUCCUGUAUCAAAAUUCAAAAGUCAAGAGAGUUUGGGUCCAGACGCCGACCGACCACAGAUUGAGAUUAGGAUGCUGCUGCUGCUUUAUUCCGACGUGACACCACCACUGUACCGCCACCGCACUCACCCGGCCGGCAAGCUACUAUAUUACAUGAGCAGAGAAGGCGCAGCGGGGAGGGCUGCCAAAGAUUUCCCCACCUUCCCGAAUUGAAUUUCGCAGCAGGCCAAAGGCGUUAGUCCCCUUCCCGGAUCAUCGUUACUUUGUAAUGAUCUGGCCACGGUUCUGGAAUUUUCACCAGUGACAGAGGGCCCUCUAUGGUUGCUUUGAAUAAGAGUAUGAACUAUCACUGACUUGGUGAGCAGUAUUAUUAUGGGGGGAGAAAAGCUCCAUGAGCAGCCCUCUGGUCGUCUGAUUGAAUCCCUUAAAAUGGAGAGGGUUAGGACCAUUCUCACUCAUGGAUACCCAUACCCACAUGAGCAUUCGAGACAUUUCAUGGUUUGGAAGACUAUCGAGACAAACUAUUCAAACUUUAGUCGUUGGUAAGCAAUCUUUGGUGUCUGUGAAAAGAUAAUUUUAGGUAAAACAAGAUGUAUUAGUUCCCUGAGCCUGUUUCUGAAUGCAUGUACUUUGCAUGGAUAUUUUUGGAAGCAUUAUACCAUCUCCCUAGUUUUCCUCUCCAGUUUUCUUGAUCGUCUUCCACAUCAUAUUUCUUGGACUCUGGUAUUUGGAUCCUGUUUCUCGCAUGGCAGAGAAAGGCCAGAGAUGCUUACUAUAUCCAAAAUUGUGCUGUAAGCUUUUGGCAUACAAUGAUUCAGGUGUUCCGUUCAUCUUCUUUAGAUACUUGUGAUUUUUCUAAGAUUUGCAAUUUCUGUCACAUCACAGGUGAUAAGUAUAGCUUGCUGCGUGUUCUACAGUCACUUUGGUAACAGGACUCUUUCAAGGGAUAAAUCUAUUGAUCAUAGAAUUGCUAGCUGGGUUGCAUUUUCACCGUGGAGAAAGCAAAUUGAGGACAAUACACUGAUUUCAAAGCUAUGGCGUAUGCAUAAGUUUGAAAACCAGAUUUGCUCGUCCUGGUUUGCUCCGGUUGGCUCUUCCAGUGAUUACCUGCUUCUGUCGAAAUGGCCCAUUUAUGGAGAACUUCCAAUGGAUCCGAACACUCCAACAUCAUUUCACCUGUCUACUCUUUGUGGGCUACAUUCAUUGGUCUUUACAUGGCCAAUUAUGUCGUGAAGCGGUCAACUGGAGUAUGAGAAUCUGAAGGAACUGUUGAAACCGGAUUUCGAGGACAUGGUUCCUCAGUAUUCUGGGACCUCAACGGAUUUGCUUAAAACUGUUUUCAACCUCAUGUUAUCAGUCACACUUUUUGUUGGUCGAUUUGACAUGCGUAUGUUGCAGGCUGCUAUUAACAAAGGUCCAGACGAAUCUAAGAGCAGCGACCUUUUAUACGAUCAUCUAGAUGGAAAAGACGAACUUCUGUUUGACUUCAUUGCUGAUGCCGGCGAUGGUGACUUCAUUGCUCAACCUUCUUUAGUCGUAAAAUCUGAUGAUUUCAGGCUUAUACUUCCUCGUGGACAACUACUACUUAUUGGUGGAAACCUCGCAUAUCCAAAUACAUGCUCGUUUACAUAUGAGCAGCGUUUUUCUGCCCUUUUGAGUAUGCUCUCCAGCCUCCUGCUUGGUAUACGCCUGAACACAUAACAUUGGAAAAACCUGAACUUUCUCUUGGAGUUUUCGAGCUUAAUUAGGCAGAAUAGCCGACCACAAUGUUUUAUGAUUC